GUCAGGCAUUAUGUUAACAAUUCCUUUUAAGAUAUCUAAAAUAAUGAGUUUGCGCUAAUCAUCAUAAGAUCAUCAAUCAUAUUAUAUUCCGUAAAGUAAAUAACGGAAAGAAACUUUUGUAUAACGUUGUUUAAAAAUAUUCAAUUUUUUCGCAGAAGUUAUUCGUUUGCCGGCAAUCUUGAUUAUUUAAGACAUUAAAUGUUAUUAUUUUGACUAUAUAUUUACGAUCUUGAAACAUUAUUGGUUGCAUUUGGUCUCGAGUGUUCACUGAUGUUUGUGAUCUCUUUUUGUAAAUCCUAUACAAUGAUAUUGCCGAUAUCGGUGAUAAAAAUGUCAUGUAUCAUUUUUCAACCAUAUGAAAUUCAAUUCGCGAAUGAACACGGUAGCGCCAUCUCUUGGUGUGACUGUGAACGCAUUUCCAAAUGAUAUUUUUAUUUCCACAUACAUUAUAAUUUAUAUUAUAGAAGUCAUUUCAUAUUCAAUUACACACAAGUAAUAUAAUAUUAUCAAAUUAUCAAAUAUUUGAUAAUAUCGAUAUUUAGCAAUAUGUGUAAACGCUAAAUUUAGCAAAGAACUAUGGUCCCUAAAUUACAAAAUUAAUACAGAAUUUAAAAACUCAUGCACCAAGUGUCGAUGUCACAAGUAAUAUUCUUCGAUUAACUUUUAUAUAAUUCUUCAGCAUCUUUCCGUUUCAGGAUGUGUACCGACGAUCACAUCAUUGAUAUUGUUUGGAGAUCAAUAUGGCGUCAGACAUCGUCGGACUUCGGACAUCGUCGUACAACACCAAUGUUGAUGGUCGGCCGCCGGCUCAUUUCAACGUGAUCAUCUUUGAGUGCUUCGUAUGUUGUCGAUCGUACUUCGUGCUGUUCCUGAGGAUGGAAGAGGAUCGUUCGAUAAAGCUCGCUCAUAAGGAAUGGCGUCGCAUCGCGAAGAAGGAGCGUCGCAGGCGUAUACGACGGUCAAUCGCACAGGAACGUGAUGCCAAUAAAGAACGUUUGAGGGCAGCACUCGAAAACAAUAUGGCAUAUUUGAAUUUCUGCGCGGAAGAAGAAAAGCAGAGGCAAGAUAAAGAAGCGCAGGAACAAAAGGAACGUGCGGAACGAGAGAGGCUCUGGCUGGAAGAAGAAAUAAGAGCACAGAAAAAGUGGCAAGUUCUUCAGGAACAGAUAGCGAAGGAAGAGCAGGAGAAACAUGAGCAAGAGAUGAAGAUACGCGAAGAAUUCGAGGCAAAGCGUGCGGCAUUUUUAAAGAAAAAAGAGGAGGAAAGGAAACAGCACGAGGAGCAACUUCGUAAACAAGAACAAUUGCAGAAGGAGAUCGACGAUUACAUCGAUAACGGAGUAAAAACGCCCGAAGCUUUGCGCGAGGUCGUCGACAAUCAGCCUACCAAGAUACUCUGUCCAUUUUUUACGAAAACAGGUGCUUGCCGGUAUGGAAACGCGUGCUCCAAGAAUCAUCGUAAAAUCUUUUUGAGCAAAGUGAUCAUGAUACCCGGAUUUUAUUCACACUUUUCUCUCGAGAAGAAUUCAGCGGAAUACGACACCGACGUGGCGCUCGAGUUCGAGAGUUCAGAAAUGUUGCGUCACUAUCACGAGUUUUAUGAGGAUGUGAUAGGCGAAUUGGAGUCGUUUGGCAGGAUUAAGACCCUUAAGUGUUGCCGCAAUAGGGAGAUUCAUUUGCGCGGUAAUUUGUACGUUGAAUAUUACACGGAGAGAGAGGCGGCUAGAGCUUGGAGGAACCUGAAGGGACGUUGGUACGGCGGCAAGCAACUCAACUGCGAGUUCGUCAACAUGAUAUCCUGGAGAAAUGCCGUUUGCGGCAUACUCGAGUGCCCGAAGGGCAGUAAAUUCUGCAAUUUUCUUCACACCCUCAAAAAUCCGCACAGCAGGUACAACAUCAAGAGUUCCCGACGGCCAAAGAACAAACCACAAGACUCGAAUAACAGCAAGCGAAGCGAACAUAGAAGUAAAUCCGAAUGGGAAGAAUCCGAUCGAGAUGACGGCGAGAAAGAUCGCAACUGGAGAUGGUCCAAAUCGCCCGAGACUGACUUGGAUCGCACGAAAGAUUCAGAGACGGAACAUCCCCAUUCCACGAAACGGAAACAAUCGCAAAGAUCGUCGAGCGAUCAAAAACAGAGGAGAAGUGUAAAAUCAAGCGUGAGAAGUUCUAAGAUCAAAAUAUCGUCUAAGAAGAAGGGUUACCGAUCAGAUCGUAAGAGACCUCGUGACAACGAAGAUCAGAAUAAGGAAGACGCGUCCAACGGUCGCUCUCCUAAAAGGCGUAAAAAGAAAUCUCGAAAGAAAGACAAGAAAAGUAAAAAGUCAUUAGAAGAAAACACUAAAAAAUCAGACGAGAUGUAGAUCCGAAAGGAAGAAGUAUUUAAAGAGAUGUUCCUGAAAAAAGAAUCCAAAGCUUUUAUGCAGGCUGUAAAGAUGAGUCGAGCGGCUGUAAUCCUAAUACCUAAAAGAUAAUUUUAUCGAAGCGAUGAUCUCAAAUAAACAAAAGGAUAAUUUUUUAUAUCAUUGCUAUCGUUGAAUAAUGAAGUAUUUUUUUACGUAACUAUUACGAUUCUGUUUGUACAAUAGUUCUGACUGAACUGAUUCAGUUCCAUCUACGAGAUGUUGUAGAUAAAAUAUUUUUGUUUGAAAUAUAUGUUACGUAAAUCGUGUA
Molecule: messenger RNA, 2670 nt
Organism: Temnothorax curvispinosus
Lineage: Eukaryota; Metazoa; Arthropoda; Insecta; Hymenoptera; Formicidae
Product: U2 small nuclear ribonucleoprotein auxiliary factor 35 kDa subunit-related protein 2
Exons: 4
Coding region: 741-2360 (539 amino acids)
Biological process (GO): mRNA splicing, via spliceosome
Cellular component (GO): U2AF complex; spliceosomal complex
Molecular function (GO): metal ion binding; pre-mRNA 3'-splice site binding
Source: RefSeq, a predicted model, not a curated record